Messenger RNA from Saccostrea cuccullata (small rock oyster), 401 nucleotides. RefSeq names its product phospholipid-transporting ATPase ABCA3-like. The coding region runs from base 35 to 361 and encodes 108 amino acids. The record is from RefSeq and is a predicted model, not a curated record. Lineage: Eukaryota; Metazoa; Mollusca; Bivalvia; Ostreida; Ostreidae. The transcript is spliced from 2 exons.
AUUCAAUAACGAAAUUCUUUGCACCUGUCCAAAAAUGGUGGCCGGACUCUUCUCACAAUUUCUGCUAUUGUCGUGGAAAAAUAUACUUCUGCAAAGACGAAAAAUAUGCGUGACCGUUUUUGAAAUUAUUCUUCCACUAGCUUUUCCCGUGCUAUUAAUAGUUAUCAGAAAUCUAGCUGAUUAUGACUUCAAGAUCAAAGAGGCGACGACGUAUGAAAAGGAAAGUCUAGCCACGGGAUACCACAGCAUUCUGUACGUCCCCAAUACCACGCUUAUUGAAAGUAUCCUCAGCAACUCACGACAAAUUAUUAAAGAAAGCAGAAGUUAUGGAGAUUUGGACUUAAAAGGUAUGGACUUCUGACAUUCUACAUACUUAGUAGUGGAAUUAAAUGAUCAGUUAU